Messenger RNA from Ostrea edulis (European flat oyster), 9753 nucleotides. RefSeq names its product inositol 1,4,5-trisphosphate receptor type 2-like. Gene Ontology annotation, molecular function: inositol 1,4,5 trisphosphate binding; inositol 1,4,5-trisphosphate-gated calcium channel activity. The record is from RefSeq and is a predicted model, not a curated record. Gene Ontology annotation, cellular component: endoplasmic reticulum; membrane. The transcript has 71 exons. Lineage: Eukaryota; Metazoa; Mollusca; Bivalvia; Ostreida; Ostreidae. Gene Ontology annotation, biological process: calcium ion transmembrane transport. The coding region runs from base 695 to 9271 and encodes 2858 amino acids.
UCCGGGAUAAAACCAACGAUACAUUUUAAUGAUAGAAAACGUGGACUGAUUGGUUCGGAGACCAUGCUUAGAGAGAAAGGGAGAGGGGGAGAGUGCUGUAUAAUAUCAUAGAGAGGACAAACAAAAUUAUACAUUGUGAUGACGCGUUCGCAUCAUAAAUCCCCAUGUCUGAGUUUGUUCCUCAUUGAAAGGCUAUGUUCUAAAUGUAAUUAUCUUUGUCUGCCGUAGCCUAAUGAAGGUUUGCUCAGUGGUAGAGUUUGUGUGGCAUCCGUGAAAUUCUGUUGCAUAUCUCUGGUCUACAUCAAAAGAGUUUGAUCUCUGCAGUACUUUUGUCAGUUGUUGUGCUAAACGAUUGACAUACUUCAUUGGAUACAGUUGUCAAGAGGGUUAAACACAAGAUAUCGACAGCUUAAACAUUUCUAUGAUAGAGUUAGGAGUAUCGACUUGUGCGAUCUUCAUAAACACCUCAUAAUUUUCUUAAACUAAACGCAUUUGUGGAAAAAAGAGAAAGAAAUCAUUCAUUACUCAUAUGACGGAUGUUAAACUUUUCGUCAUCAGUCUUUAUAAAAAAAAAAAUUAGGAAUUCAAAUACUUCGCCCGGAUGAGUUGCAUUGAAUUUUCCAAUAUGGACCUUGAAGUUGGAAACAGAUGUAUGUCCGCAGAGUGAAUGUUGAAGUUGUACGGGCCGUAAAUCAUGGAGGCACCUUUAGAAAUACGAGUUCAUGAUGAGAAUGGCGAGAGCUGUAUUGACAGUGACGAUGAAAUCGUUGGAUGUGAAAUUCACUAUCAGCUGAAAUUGUAUCACAAAAUGUUACGUCAGCUUCACACAGAGCUUCAUGGCUGUGGUGAGGAAGCAGGCAUGGGGGAGUAUCUGUGUAUCGGGGAUUACGUGUGUCUGUACUGUGAGGAAAUAGAGGGCUACGUCUACAGCUCGCAGUCCAGCUCCACGAAUAAUGGAUUAUACAUCUACACAAAUCAAGAGCGAAACAGACCCAGAAACAUCCCAAAUCCUCAAGUGGUUGUAUUCCAAGUUUGCAUCCAGAACAGGUAUAAGCUCAACAAGAAAUAUAGAAAAUGGAUGAACUCCAUCCAGACAGACAAUUCAGAGGUGGUCACCCGAGGGUUGGUCAAACAAGGAAAGUUGGCAGCAGAAGCGGAAAAUAAAGACAACGAGGCAGAGCAGACGAGGCAGCACGGAAAGCGCGUGCGUUAUGGAGAAGUUGUUCAGCUGAAGCAUGUGUUUACCGGAAAGUUUGUUCACAUGAGCACGACACAAACGAGUCAGAAAGAUAAAAACAACAUGAAGGUGUCUCUUCACGAAUACAAUGCCAAGAACGCCCAGUUUAGAAUCCUUCCGCGAUACAAGGUUAAAUCGGAGGGGGAAAUAGUUCAGUUAUUUGACCAGAUUGUCUUUGAGAGUGUAAAGUCACAUGGUCAUUACUUUCAUGCCAGCGAGUCCUUCCAAAUUGACCACUUUUCAUACGGGUCUGAGCUCAAUCUAGGAGUAGAAAGGUCGAGUUUUACAUUGAUUGGAAGUUACAGAGAACUCCAAGAACAAGAAAGAUUUGUCAGAGGUGGAUCGGCCAUACGACUAUUUCACAAAGAGCUCGAGGCCUACCUUGUUGCGGAAGGGUUGUUUGAAGAUUGCGUCACAGAAGAUGUGCAUUUCCGUAUCCGGGUAAUUGACCAACACAAGCCUCGCUCUCUGUCUCCGUCGACUUCCGGAAUCACAUACUGGCAGAUUGAAGCUGAACACAGUAUAUUAGACGGAGACAUUUUAAGAUGGGAACAACAAGUGCGAUUACGUCACUUCCUGACAAGACAAUAUCUAUGUAUAGACUCCAAGAUGGACGUCUCCCUGGUGACUGACCCUUCUGACCCAAGAACUGUCUUCAGACUCCAUUCUGUACUCAAGGAGAGAGAUGAAAUAUCCUACGAGAGUUAUGCGAGAAUAGAGCAUAUGCUGACCGGCUGUUGGCUUCAUGCACUGAAAGAUGAAGAUUAUGAGAGAAGGGUUCAUGAUGGCGGCGAUAAAGAAAAAUCCAUGCAAGGUUUACGAUGGGACAGCGCAGGGGUUAGGAAGGUAUCCGCCAGCAGCGAGAGCAUGUAUGAUGAUGCGUACACAUUGCAGCGUGUUGUACCGGAAGACAUCCACAAUUUCAACUAUGUGGCAGGAAUGGUUCCAUUCUUGUUCAAUCUCAUACAGGAUCUUCAAAUGGAACCACAAUUGAAUGCCAAAAAGACUCAUGGAAUCAUAACUGCACUGAAAGAAAUUAAGAUGUUCAUGCUACCUGUGGGUCAACCAGAUAAAAACAGACAAAAGCUCAUGAGGAAUUUACGGGUGAUAGACCUUCUGGUGAACCUGCUGCAGUGUCCUCUUGGAGAGGGGGAUGAAGAAUCCCAUGUCAUCAGGAUAUUCAAAGAAGCCUACGAUGUUCUCCAUGCUUACAUGAUUGGGAAGAGCAGAAAGAAUGCUCUGUACAUGGCCAAAUAUAUUGAUUUCUUCCAAACACAGUUCACACAAAAAGGUGGGAUAGGUCUGAAUGUUGCCCAGAUGAUAGUGGAGCUCAUCAGAGACAAACGAAAAAUAGUGGACCGCAUCACCAAAAAUAACAUCGAUACAUUUCUUCAACUCCUGCGGACAAACCAAAACUACAGAUUCCUUGAUCUGUUACAAGUCUUGUGUGUUUGUGAUGGAGUAGCCAUUCCAAACAACCAAACGUACAUCGUGGAACAAUGGCUGCGAGAAUCCAAAGACUCCGUGUACUUGACCGACAGAGGACAAAAUAUAAACAAACGCCCAAACAUUGUGUACGUCUCUACCGAUCAGGGCAAGACCUGGGUCCCACUACACGUGUUUGUCGACUUUGAAAGCUCCGAGUUUGAUGAGGAGAAAUACAAUUUCCUCAUUCAUCAGCUAGAUCUUUUCAAAGCUUUAUGCUUCGGCCGCAAUGACUUUGCUGUUCACGUGAUCACUAGAGAGUUCGGCUAUCUGACGUGGGAGGAUGCCUAUCUGUGUCUUACUGCGGACCUACUUCCGGAUCACAUUCGCGCCAAAUAUUGUGAACUUAUUAUAGGACUAUUUGUGGACGUAGGAAACAACUAUUCUGUGCUGGAUCACCCUAACAUUUGUUUCAUCUAUGAAUACGUCGGAUCUAAAGACUCCGAAAGAGAACAGAGUUCAUUUACGGCCGGAAGUCAGGAGAGAGGCCCGGGGGAGGUUGUAAAAGACCUUGUUACUAUAUUUCCUGUCCUCAGAGACUGGAUGGCAGAAUUUCUGGCUGUGAAUUGUCAGAUGACAGCAUCAGAAAUAGGUCACAACCUGCUAAUAGAACAGGUUUUACGUUUGCUCCAGCAUUUAGUGAAAUUUGGUUACUACAUGGAUAUGGAAGAUGUUAAACAACUGUUGACUCCUCUGCUGAGUCUGUUAGACGGAACACAUGAUGUACCGUUUCCUAAAGACAAAGGAAAAGGAUAUUCUAAGGAAUCUCAGAAAGCCGUAAACCAAUACAGAAGUAGUGGAAGAUUUGAGCAGAGCAAAGAGGCCGAGGCCGUAGUCAAUGCCAAAUACCAGGCUAUGGAAGUGCUGGAUUUUCUUCUUACAUUCCAACGAAAUUUGCGUUUAAAGGCCUUCGUCUCUAAGUUCAAAACUUGUGAACAGAAUGCGUCACGAUACCGAUCUCCUUUGGUGAUGGAGACGCUGAUGUAUGAGACAUAUAAUCCACAAAUCCAGACCAAAAAAGCCUUGAAGAGCCAAAAGAAAGUUCUCAAAGAAAUUCGAGAGAUGGUAUCGCUAUCCUCCAUAUUUGAUAUGGAUAUUACGACACGUGUUCUACUUGACUUGUCCGAAUACAAAUACGACAGAAUGGUCACCAAGUCGUUGGACAUCCUAAACAAGUUGUACUCAUCUCAAGGGGACAUGUUCAAAUUGGCCGAUAGAGCUCAGAUUCUCCAGACCCAUGACUCGGCCCGUGUCCAUCGAGAGGUACAGAGGAGCCUCCCGGUACUAAGAAGACUAGCCAGACAAAAGCUCAAUGACCAACAGGUUCAAUUAAUGAGCGAAAUUCUGGAUGAGCUUGCAGAGUUCUGUCACUUGCCAAAGUACCCAAAAGAACCUCAUUUCAUGAACCAGAACAUCAUGAUCAGUCAUGGAAUCCUUCACAUAGUUGUCGAUAUCCUUUCUCAAGAGAUUGACGCCAGACUAGUCGAGCAGCAAUACAUGGGAAUGGCCACAAUUUUCAAAAAGACUUUAUAUCUAAUGGAAUUGUUGGCGCGUGAAAAUUCUGCUGUUCAGGAGACAUUAUUUGAACACAUUGACAAUCUUCUGGAAGUGCAAAUCGUACCAUCGAAUCUUGCCAUAGCUCUGAAAGAGUUGUUCAUUGCAAAUCAAACAACUUGCCUUAAAGUGUCCUCAAAGCAAAUUCAGAAAAUUGUUCUGCUGUGUUCACAUCACCAGAACGAGGCUCCGGAAUUCCUCGAGUUACUCAGUGUACUAGUGAAGGUAGAAGGACUGGACAUGACGAUCAAAAGAAACCAAGCCUUGGUAAUGAAGUACAUAAUGCAGAAUUACAGAAAGGCAGCGUAUGUGCUGGACCAACCACGUGAUCAAAGAGAGGUCAUUCUAAGCAAUCAAGGUCAGCAGGGAGAUUUGACGUAUUACAUUUAUUUGGUGGACCUAUUGGCUACUUGCGCUGAGGGAGAAAACAAGUUUAUUGAGUCUCUUUGCCAGACUAUUUUGCCGGUACAGGACAUACUUUGGGUUAUCAACCAUCCUGAUAUCGCAUGCAAUCUAAAGAAACCAUUCGUGAAAUAUCUUAUGUGGGUUUACAUGAAACCAGUGGGUAGCAUGACUGAGAGUGGAGCGGCUGACCUCCAGCACGAUAAAGAUCUUUGGGAGUUCAUUGAAGCUGCUAGUGACGUCAUAAAUCAAGUCACUCAAGCCAUGAAAAUGCAGGGAGAGAAAACUUCUUCAAUAGUGAAAUCCCCACCGCCGAAAAGUUUUAUCGACGACCCCAAUGACCCUCGUUCCGUGAUACAUGGAGGAGUGUUUUUCAUUUUGGACGCAGCAUUACCUUUCUUCGAGGUUUUCUUCUCGCUGUUUUAUGCUCCAGACAAAGAUUUGUAUCCAAAUGAAGUUAUAGUGACAGACAACUUGGCGACAGGAUUAACGGCCUUUACAGAUGAGAUCGGAAAUAUCUUAACAAACCCUGCUCACAUGAAGUCUGUUGUGUCACUGCUUACGAUCCUGAUAUCCUCCUCGUCCUCACCCAAAGCGGCUUUGAUCUCAGUUUUGGAAAAGUUCAGCACAGAGAUGAAGCUGGGCGACACAAAGACCGCUGUCCGAAAAGGAAACAUGGAGUAUUAUGCCUCGGAACUGGAACUGAAUGCGAAGUUCCACACAUUCGCCACAAACAGCAGCAUUCUGUUUAGAGGUCACAACACGGUACAGGCGCAACUCAAAUACAAAAACAAAAGAGAUUACACUGAGAUUGGAUCAAACGAAGAAUUACCACUUGGAGAAGAAUUCCAAACUUUGUUGAAGUGUUUUAUAGAUGUUCACGAAAAGAAGGUCAUGAAACGUUUUAAUCCUGCAAAGAAACUUCUUCAACAAUUACAAAUAUCAGCAAAGAUGGUUCGAAAGGGAAAUGCAAUAUCAAGUAACACGUCUCAAGAAGACUUGGACAUUAAAUGUCUGCAACUUCUCAGGGCUGUUGUUCACAGUGAAGAAAGGAAAUUACCCGAGGAUUGGGAUACUAAAACUGCUGAAAGCAAAAUCAAGAGUCAACUUGCACAUAUCAAGGAAGUCCAGAACGCAAUAAAUACGCAUGACUUUGUCAACAAAGUGUUGCCUCAUAUUGCCAGAAGAAACGACAAUAUCUGCCGUGAGGUACUGGCAUUUCUGUCUAUCAUGUUGUUCAACGCCAACAGAGACGUCCAGAAAUCCAUGUUGGAUUAUUUCUUAUCGACUAGAGAGGAAGUGUUCUUCAUGGCCGUACGGGAGAGAAUGCAGAUUUCCACCAACUCAAUUAAGGAAAAAAUGAUUCUGAGAAGGAAAUUCCAACAAAAAGGACGGUCACUGCUUGCACAACAUCAGGGGCGGGUAAAGGAAGCCCUGGAUAACCUGAGUUCUUUUCAAACUAGUAUUUCAGCUGGAAGAAAGGCCUUGCAGACGAUUCAAGCAUAUGAAAUUAAAAUGAAAAAAGAAAAGAUGCAAGGAUGGGCGGCUUUAAGUAGAGCAAAAGCACCUGUUGUUGAAUCUAAGAAAGAUAAAAAGAAAAGACUGAAGGAUCAGAAAAGAAAGAAUAUGAUGAUUUCCAAUGGUAUCAAGCGAGACUACAGUAGUAACGAAGCAUUGCUGAAGCACCCCGACUCACCAGACUCUCUACAGAAUCCAGUCACGUUACUGGUCACCCAGCCUGGACAUCUGGCGAUGGGCGUGGAGGAAGACGAGGAGAAAGCGGCAGAAGAAAUGAUAGCCACGAUGAACGAAGGUGUUGUAGACAUGUUAGAAUACAAAGAUGAUGGCUACAUUGAGCUUAUCUUCAAAUUACUAGCAAGGAUCUGUGACGGACAACAUUUUGGUCUCCAGAAUUACCUACGAGAGCAACCAGACAAUGUUAAAUCGUUCAACAUUGCGGGAGAAACAGCCCAGUUUCUGAAUGUGGUUUACACAACCAUCAACAAGAAGACAAUCAACCUCAUCAUACAGCUCUUCAACACACUUAAUGAAUUCUGUUCGGGCAAUCAAGAGAACAGGGUUGUCGUGUAUGACAGAAAGCUUGUAGAUUACAUUAAUUUCAUCUUGAGGGCAGGAGACAUAGCAGAUUGUUCGCCAGAGAAGAUUCUCGAGUUACGACAUGCGAUAGCCUCAGUAAUCAUCUCCUUAAUUGAAGAGAAUGGCCCAGGAAAGUCACAGGUUGCUAAGGAGGUGAAAGACACGCUGGAUAAGGAGGCAAUAUUUCGGUGUAUGACAUUGUGUUAUGAGGCCCACCAAUUAGAGAAGCCCUCUCUAGAGGAUUUAAACCCAACAGAAGACGGAAGUGUUCUAAAAUCUGCCCGUUCAUUGGCUGUCGUUGGAGGCAGUAUAAUACAAGGAUUUGUGGGUACCCAGAAAAACCAACUGAGGGAAACAUUAAUGGAAGUCGGAUUUACCUUCUUUCUAAUUCUUGCUAGAAUGCAGGACAUUGAUCCACAGAUGAGCUCGUCUCUACAAAUAACCCCAGAGCAAGCAAAAGCCUAUGAAUUCUACAAAAAGAAUUCACUUUCAAUAGAAAUCAUCAAAGACGACGUUUUGCAAAAAGUGAAUUUCCGUGUGAAGAAUAAGAAUUUCCUCCGGGAAGAAGUAAAAGAAAAUCUUAAAUGGAAUGUGGAUCGCUCAUCUCCAAGCAAUAAGAUCCGGGAUUUGAUGGGAUGGACACGAGAUAUUAUGCAGGACAUUUCCUACCAGAGGAAAAUACUUUGUAAUCCUAUAGCCAUGAUGUUUACCAAAGGAUGGUUACUUUGGAAUCAUGGGGCGACUAUUCUGAGUCUAGCUAUCAAUAUGCUCAUGUUGGUGACGUGGAAUGCAAAGGCUUCCCUUGAGGACUAUGGGAAGGUCAUCAAUGGCACAAACCAGACAUAUGACUGGGCGUUGAUCAAGGACCCAUCUCCUCGCAUUGCAUUCAUCCCACUAGACCAUUACAUACUGACUAUGUAUGCACUAGGAGGUACCCACAAUCUGCUAUCGUUGUUUGUCCUCAUCAGUUACUUCCUGUCAAACCAUCCUCGACUUCCAAGUAAAGAGGAGAUAAAAGCACCUUUCAGAGCGCUUUGUGGCGGAGGCAAGAAAAGUAGGGACGAUCUUGCAGAGAAAAAGGCGGAUGAAAUCUCCAAACUAGAUGUUAAAUUUUUUAGCUUUACAACAUUUUAUUACAUGCUGUUCUUGGCAAUGUCCGCUGCUGGUACAUUUUUUCAUGGAUAUUUCUUCGCAUUCCACCUUUUGAACAUUGUCAACAACAAUCAGCUUCUUAGUGGUGUCAUAAAAGCUGUCACUCUUAAUGGUAUUUCGUUACUGUGGGUGGCUAUCCUUGGACUUAUUGUGAUAUAUAUUUAUGCACUUGUUGGGUUUUCGUUACUUCGUGCAUUUUUCUCUCCUGGCGAGUACCUGUAUUGCUCUACGUUAUGGCAAUGCACUGUAACAGUCAUUCGAUACGGUCUCAUCGGAGACAUGUUUGAUACUGUCAAGCAAAAUGAUAGAAACGAUAGCUUUGCCUCAUUUUGGCCUCUAGUUCUGUACCACGUGUCUUUCUUCAUAUUCAUCACCACUAUUGGUCUAAACAUAAUAUUUGGUAUCAUUGUGGACACAUUCUCAGAGCUUCGUGACCUUAAGUGGCGAGCUGAAUCCGAUAUGAAGGACACGUGCUUCAUUUGCAGUAGAAAUAGUUACGAUUUUGAGCACAAUGGGAAGGGAUUUGAUCACCAUGUUCGGAAUGAACAUAACAUGUGGGCCUAUGUAUUUUUCUUGAUCCAUCUUGAGGACGUCAAGACCAGCGACUUCACAGCGUUGGAACUUUACGUCCACAAACUUGUAGCAUUAGAGAACUACGAUUUCUUCCCGAUGAAUCGGGCCCUUUGCCUUACUUCUAUAGACACCGACUCAACAGAGUCCAAAAUUGACGAACUCUUGAACAGGGUUACUUCCAUAGCAUUGAAACAGAAAGAGGAGGAAACGGAGAAGAAACGAAAGGCAGAAAAAAUGAAGCAGAAGAGGUGGCAAGAGAAACACCGUCAGUUUAUGUUUGGAAUCCAAGAUGAAGAAAAUGGUAAUGACAAUGGAAAAUCACAGACUAGUGAGAAAAUAAUCAUCAAGCCCAAAUCCGACAGAUCCCUCUCCAGACCUCCUAGUAUCGUCAGUCUUCAGAAGACUCCCGCCAUAGAUAUUGGCACCACUGAUGGGACCACAGAUAGAAAGGACUACACCAAGAAAGACUCUGUCGAAAAAGCAAAACUCGUCCUAAAAGAGUCAGACGAAUCGGAAGUAGCAAUGACUGAGGACUCGGAUUCAGUGGGUAGUAUUCGUGAGGAAUAUGACUUACUGAAGGAGGAUUUCUCCACUUUGGGUAUGUUGGAGCCGAUGCCUCCUGCUUUCAGGGAACGUGCCUUGUCAAUUCCUGGAAUUUCAGCACUUGUUCAACCUUCAAGUGAAGACGAACCAAAGUCUGGAGAUGAACUUCGUGUUCUUGUUGAAGACGAAACGGAUGACGAUAGUGUGAAAGAAUCAACAAGACUUUGAGUGUAGAAGAUGUAUCAAACGUUAACAAAUUGGAUUGUGGAUUUCUUGGAGCUUUACUAAUAUCCACUUAUACAGCUUGUGGAUUCAGUCAUUCUUUUCCAUACCGAAGUAAACCCUUUACGAGAUAUUGCAAUGCGAAAGAUGCAUUAUGUAUGCUGCAUUUAAUUCACUAGUUACUUUAAGAACCAUCAGGCGAUAUGUUUAUUAUCGACUAUUUCAUUAUUUGUAUUUUGUAUAUAAUUCAAGAUGCUUUGUAUUUACUUUCGGUCUUCGUUGCAUAAUUUCAUUCACAUAGCAAUACCUGUUGUACAAUAUUUUAUUAUAUUUCUAUGUUUGCAUAAGCGUUUGUUUGCAAUCACACACUCCAUAAUCAUAAAAGCAUUACCCGGUUUUGAACUUAUAAAUGAUUGUUGUAUAAUUAAUAUCAUUCUAAAUGUUUGUAUUUUGUCAUCUUGAAUUACAAAUAAAUGCGUUAACUUUUG